Messenger RNA from Aspergillus pseudotamarii, 554 nucleotides. RefSeq lists its product as uncharacterized. Bases 59 to 247 code for a protein of 62 amino acids. The record is from RefSeq and is a predicted model, not a curated record. The transcript has 2 exons. NCBI's taxonomy places the organism in Eukaryota, Fungi, Ascomycota, Eurotiomycetes, Eurotiales, Aspergillaceae.
UGGACUUCACCACGAGGAUGCUAAAUCUGAGGAAAUCCAUCCAUUCUACCAACUUGAGAUGGGAAAGAGAUAUGCUGCCCAAAUCUAUUCAACGGAUAAAACUUUUAGCAUUAUUCUCGGCCGGCCGCCAAGAAUCUCCGGUUUAAAUUGUGCCCGUAUCAUGCCUGAUGAUAUCAACGAUGGAGUUUUACUGUUAGAGGGUGAUGAGUUGCAUAGCGCAUUGUGUAAUGUCGACGCGAAUGGUUAGAAUCUGGAUUAACAAUUUCGCGGCUCAACCUGGAGACAGAUGAAGCUGAUAGUUAGUCAGUUUCGAGAGGAGGUACUUGGGGUGUGUCUUCAAACACAAUUCACUAAUAAUAGCGGAAUAUUAGCUCGGUGAGUAACUUGUAGACACGAAAUUCUCUGGGGUUAGAAUCCGCAAGAGCUAAAGUACGACGAGCUCAGUGAAUCUCAACACAUUCCUCCACAACGACAUGUCGUGAUGACAACUUAUAUGGACCAACAGUACAACUGCUUCUUGUUACAUCGAAAGCUUGUGAAUGAGACCCAAUGGA